Molecule: messenger RNA, 2355 nt
Organism: Ictalurus furcatus (blue catfish)
Lineage: Eukaryota; Metazoa; Chordata; Actinopteri; Siluriformes; Ictaluridae
Gene: slc22a6l
Product: solute carrier family 22 member 6, like
Exons: 10
Coding region: 501-2174 (557 amino acids)
Biological process (GO): transmembrane transport
Cellular component (GO): membrane
Molecular function (GO): transmembrane transporter activity
Source: RefSeq, a predicted model, not a curated record
UUUCUAUGGCCACAAGAGGUUUAGCAGUGGCGUAUUAACACAGUGUUAGAUUGUUCAGGAUUUCCUCAGAAAAACCAAAGGUAUUUCAAAGCUGAUUACGCAACUCCAACUCUACAGCCUGCUGGAGACCUUUCUUGUCUGAUUUGCACACUCUGGACAUGACGAGUUGUAACAAAGCAUUUGUCUGCAUGUGAAUAACUGGAGGGGAUUUUGUUUUUCUGCAAAAGGAGGUCACUCUGAACUCUGGAGUUCUUGCACAGUAAGACUUCUUCAGUUCUAGGAAUCCAGUGACGAAGAAGAAAGAAGCCUAGCAAUGUAAUGCUAAUAUGAUUCACUGAAUCAACAAAAUAGUAAUAAUAAAGGUAUUAUUUUUUUAUGCGUCUAGUCAUACUACUUUUUUGACUGACCAGCGUGAUCUCUAUGCAUUCAUAGAUUCAACCCUGAAGACAGAUAGCGACCCAAUCUAUUAGUAAACAGCAGCAGAUCAUCGACCCUAAACCAUGGUGUUCGCAGACCUGCUGGAACAGGUGGGAAGUACAGGUCGUUUCCAGUUAGUCCAUGUCACCCUGCUCUCUGUGCCCAUCCUCAUGAUGGCAAGCCACAAUCUGUUGCAGAACUUCGUAGCGGCCGUGCCUCCACACCACUGCACCACCCACACCAACCUGUCUGAUUCUGCACUGGGUCCAGCCGAGACCCUGCUCCUCAGCGUGCCUAUUGAUGGGCAGGGUAAACUGGAACGUUGUAGGCGCUAUGUGCAACCACAGUGGGACCUUCUGGGCAAGAACAGCUCUGAGGACCUGGAAAAGAAUGAAAUUGAAAUGGAAGGAUGUGUGGAUGGAUGGACCUAUAACAAGACUGACAUGAGCUCAACCAUUAUUACAGAGUGGGAUUUGGUGUGUGAUUUGAGAUCUCUGAAGCAAAUGGGGCAAACCAUUUACAUGGGAGGGGUGCUUGUGGGAGCGUUGGUCUUUGGGGGACUAUCUGACAAGUUUGGCCGGCGUAUUUUGCUCCUGAUCUCUCACCUGAUGAUGGCAGUUUCAGGGACAUGCACCGCCUUUGCAUCCUCUUACCCCCUCUUCUGUCUGUUCCGCUUCUUCAGUGGCAUGGCCCUCUCUGGGAUAAUCCUGAACUCCUUCUCCCUCAUUGUGGAAUGGAUCCCCACUCGCAUAAGGACCGUGGUGGGUACAGCUACAGGCUACUGUUACACCACUGGGCAGCUGAUGCUGGCAGGUGUGGCUUACAACAUCCGAGACUGGCGCUGGCUCACUCUGGCUGUCUCUCUACCUUUCUAUGUCUUCUUCCUCUACUCUUGGUGGUUCUUGGAGUCUGCAAGAUGGCUAGUUCUUACCAAGAAGCCUGAGGAGGCCGUUCAAAACCUCAAAACUGUAGCUCGGGUUAAUGGCCGCCAGGCUGAGGGUGACAAAAUCAAUCUGGAGAUGCUGCAGGAAUCCAUGAAGAAGGAGCUGUCUUGCUCACAGGUCGCUCACAGUGCCCUGGAUCUUGUGCGGACACGCACGAUGAGAACCAUCACCGUGUGUCUCAGUGCAGUGUGGUUCUCGACAAGCUUUUCCUACUAUGGCUUGUCUAUGGAUUUACAGAAAUUUGGAGUGAACAUAUAUUUGAUUCAGGUGAUAUUUGGUGCGGUGGACAUUCCAGCCAAAAUCAUUAUUACAGUAGCAAUGAGUAUGAUUGGUCGCAGGCUGUCCCAGUGCGUAUCACUCGUACUGUCUGGUAUUACCAUUCUCGCCACUGGGCUCGUGCCUUAUGAAAUGCAGACGUUGCGUACCUCCUUGGCAGUACUUGGGAAAGGCUGUUUGGCUGCCUCCUUCAACUGCUGUUACCUUUACUCUGGGGAACUAUAUCCCACAGUAAUCCGGCAGAACGGCAUGGGAUGGGUGUCCACGAUGGCUCGUCUCGGAGCAAUGGUGGCUCCGUUGGUGCUUCUUCUUUCUGAUGCAGUCGCCUGGCUUCCGGGUGUAAUCUACGGAGGAGCUCCUAUCCUGAGUGGAAUCUUUGCUUACUUCCUCCCUGAGACACUAAGCAUGCCACUUCCUGAUACCAUCCAAGAUGCUGAGGACAGAGGUUUCAAGUUGAGAAAAUCCAAAGACUCCCCCAAGAAAGAGGAAGUGGUCCUGAAUGACCAGAGCAAUAUGCCACUGAAGGAGUGUGCCUGAGGCCUUAUUUACAACACUUUACAUCCUGCGGACAAAAUGCAGCAGAAUGCAUCAAACAUAACACACAGACUAACGUAACAGAGUAGGAAGUUACUCUUGUACUGAAGGUUGAUUUUGUAAGUAGAAUGUAUCAAGUUAAGACUGUUUAUUCAUGGUAAAUGCAUAAUAUCAUCCAAUUUCA